AAGAAGCAACGAUUGACCACAGAGCUGUGGGUCCCAGCGGAGAGUCUGAUAAUCUCAGUCAGUGCAGGAGGGGAUAUUAGCUCAUCUGAUAGCUCAGAUUUAGCUCCGGGGUCUUUAGGAACAAACAAUCUGCUUUGCAUUGUGAGAUCAGAACCACGAGGACCGCCAACGCCAUGAGAGCUGUCCACUUCUGUCCAUUGCUCCUGCUUCCUCUGGUCCUGCUAGCAACCUACAGUGAGGCUCUGCAAUGUUAUAGCUGUAUGGGCUCCAAUAACGACGACUGCAACCGGCAAGGCUCCAAAACGUGUCCCAGCUACUCUGAUGCCUGCGCUGUGGUGGUGGGCCAUGAAAGUGGGGUGAUGAAGUCAUGUUCCUACAAGUCUUUCUGUACUCAGGCCAACAGCCAGGGCUACAGAGCGCCAGGUGUCAGAGUUCACUGCUGCUACGGGGAUGACUGCAAUGUGACCAGUUUUGCCAACAGGCUGCCAGGACUCAACUACCUGCUGCUGAUUCUGCCUCUGUUGUUCCACUGCGUUUUGCACUAGACCUACUGCUCAACUUCACCAUGCCAACAAUAUCCACCUGUAAGACAAAUGCCAACUGGUGUUGUUCUUAUUUACUCCAAAAAUGCCAAAUAACCCUGCCUAAUUGUAUGCGUUAUGCUUAACUACCAUUCCACUCUUCUUUGAUAUACCUCAUGUAUCCAAAUAAAAGCCUAUACAUCAAGCGGUUACUAUAUAUAUAAGCUUGAGGUGCUAAGUGUGACUGCAUGAAUUAUACCAUGUUGGAUUGACUCCAAGCAGUACUGAAGUAGAUUUACCUUUCAAUGGAUUUUACUAAGCCAUUAUCUAAGGAUUCUAAGGGAAGGGCUGUUAUACGCAUAGAUAAUUUAUUAUUAGCUUUAUAUAUUGAUAAAGGAAGAGAUGCUGUUCAUCAGUUAGCUCAACCUGGUUAAAUGCUCUGUACACAAUGUGUGAAAUUACUGUGAAAGGAUUUUACACAACAUGCAUUUACGCCUGAAUAUCUCAGAAGCAGAUGUUCCAGUAUCUAAACAUGGCCCUUAAGAGUUCAAUCAUCUGGUAUGUUGUUACAUCAUUAGCCUUCUAUCUGACGAGCAUGCCACAACUGUGCUGUGCGAGAUAUGUUGAGGGUGGUGAGAAAACACUUCUCACACACAGCAAAUCAACGUAAGCCUUACACACC
Molecule: messenger RNA, 1203 nt
Organism: Gymnodraco acuticeps
Lineage: Eukaryota; Metazoa; Chordata; Actinopteri; Perciformes; Bathydraconidae
Gene: ly6pge
Product: lymphocyte antigen 6 family member pge
Exons: 3
Coding region: 174-545 (123 amino acids)
Source: RefSeq, a predicted model, not a curated record